Messenger RNA from Branchiostoma floridae (Florida lancelet), 2143 nucleotides. RefSeq names its product acid-sensing ion channel 5-like. Gene Ontology annotation, cellular component: membrane. NCBI's taxonomy places the organism in Eukaryota, Metazoa, Chordata, Leptocardii, Amphioxiformes, Branchiostomatidae. The transcript is spliced from 10 exons. The record is from RefSeq and is a predicted model, not a curated record. Gene Ontology annotation, biological process: sodium ion transmembrane transport. Bases 354 to 1730 code for a protein of 458 amino acids. Gene Ontology annotation, molecular function: ligand-gated sodium channel activity.
CCGUGUUUGUUUAUGAGGCGGAGAGUAUAGGUCUGGGUCGCCUAGUGCUUUUAACUGCAGGGGGCAUCUUUCCUUUGUGUCUGCCUAGUAGGUCUGUGACACCCGAGGUCAGAUAAUUACAGGGCACCCGGCCUUGUGGGAUCGAUCCGAUUUGCCAACUGGUUUCUCAGAAGAGAUCUGUUCUGGACUGUUCCAUUUUAGCUGUGUCCGUCACACGUUUGAAGUCACCCAACACACAAGCUUGGUGCGCCACUGAAGCAUCGUGCUCUGCUUGGGUGGCGGUCGUGAUCAGCCUCUGACGCGUCGUUGAGACGACCUUUGACGAUUCGACCACUGCAAGACGUUCCUCCUCCAUGGCGAGCUGCUGCGGUGCGGACAGCGCGGAGAGGGAGUACGCAGAGGGGACGUCCCUGCACGGGCUGGGGAAGAUCGUCGGGGCGAGGCACGGGGGCGCCCGCCUGGCCUGGUCGCUGCUCUUCCUCACCAUGUUCGGGGUCGCCGCCUGGCAGAUCACUGAGAGGUUUGUGGCGUACUUCCAGUUCGACACGGUGACGAACAUGAAGGUGGAGUUCCGAGACGUCCUGGACUUUCCCACAGUCACCAUCUGUAACUUCAACAAAUACCGCUUCUCCAAGAUCACUGCACAGGAACUUCAGUACGUUUCCACUCUGCUAGAGGGCUCUACAGGCUUUAACGACUACGACUACGACAGCGACUACGAGGACAGCGACCAGUACAACUUCGACUGGAACAGCACCGGCAUCCCUGACGGAUUCAACCUAGCGGAGUUCACGCUAAGAGCAGGCUUCGACAUGGAUGUCUCUCUGAUUGGCUGCACCUGGAGGGGCCAGGCGUGCUCGAAGGAUAACUUCACGCUCGUUUUUACGUCGUUUGGAAUCUGUUGGGUGUUCAACGAAGGCGGGACGCUAAAUCAGACCAUCGCGGGGGUGGGGAACGGCCUGCGGGUGGCCAUAAAUAUCCAACAGGACGAGUACACUGAGAACGCCCUGACGGGUAACCUGGACGCCGGGAUCAGGUUCGUAGUCCACUCCCCCAACGAGCCGCCCACUGUGGACACCCAGGGCAUCUCCGUCGGGCCCGGAACUCACGCCUACGCCAGCAUUAGCAAGAUACAGUACACAAACGAGGUUCCACCGUGGGGGAAGUGCGAGCCCGGGCGGACCCUGCGGUACUACUCCGGGUACACCAAGACGGGGUGCCUGCUGGAGUGCCGGGCUGGUCACGUGGCCGACGCGUGCGGCUGUAGAACCGUGAGCAUGCCGGGAACGCUGGACUACUGCCAACCGUCUGUCGUCACCGGGUGUGUCAAAACAACCAUGGCUGAGCUGAAGUCCGGGAAGCAGACCUGUGACUGCCCGACCCCCUGCAGCGCCACCGCCUAUCCCGCCACCGUGUCGUACGGAGGCUGGCCCAGCUCCAGCACCAAGGAAUUCUACACAGAAUACUUCAACAUGACCGAAGAACAACUAAAAGAUAACAUCGUGCUGCUGGAUAUUUACUACCAGCAGCUGAACCUGCAGACUGUGCAGCAGAGAAGAGCCAUCAGCACCAAUGCACUUCUUGGUGACCUUGGUGGCCAGUUGGGGCUGUUCCUGGGCGCGAGCGUCAUCACUAUUAUCGAGUUCCUUGAGUUUCUGCUGAAGAAGGGAACUUCGUGCUGCUGCAAAAACCGAGUCAAGACAUUAAAUCCCAACACUGAAGAAUUUUAGACCGGCCUUUAAAACAUGCACGUGUCGUUUAUAUACCAUACACCAUGGUUUUUGUCCUGUUGUAAUAUUUUUUUUGCUCCAUAAUUUCAGAAUUGUGAUUAUAUAAGACCUCCGAUCUCCAAAAAUAUCCCAGUCAUUAAAAUUUAGACAUGACUGGUAAUAAACAUGUCUAAUGAUUACGAUUUGAUUUCUAAAUGUAUAUUUUUCUCUGUUUUCAGUUUUUUUUUUCUUUUUGAUAUUGAUGAUUUUAUCCUUUCGUGAACGAGGCGCUCGAAAAUGCAUUCGGCAAAAUUGAAUGCGCCACCCAGUUGUCCGAAAACCAGUUCCAUGACCCCAUACCAUCAGUGAAGCGUCCUAUUAACAAUGGGUCUAAACGCCCUACAAACACCUAGAAUGGGACGUUCUAAAGCGAU